AUGGCUGGCGCUUCGAACAUUAUUCUUACGCAAGGUCGUUAUGACCCAUGGUCAGGCGGUGGCUUCAAGGCGGAUUCCCCGAGCGUGAGUCAAGAUCGCGGAAUCUACGUGAUGGAAAUAGACGGCUCUGCUCAUCAUCUUGAUUUGCGCACGCCGAACACCUGUGAUCCGAACACAGUGGCAAACGCUCGAUUCCAGAUCGUCGGGAUAUUGGACUGCUGGAUCCAGGGAUGCAAUAGUCUGCCGAAACUCACCAACCUUCCAAGCUUAUCAGUAUCGAACGGUGUGAAAUGUGCAGACGUGAACUUGGGAUAUCCAUGGGGUCAAACAGCUACAGGCAGUAGUUCCACCACAGUCGCAGGAUUUUGCUAUGCUUGCUUUUUGUUGCGAAAAGUUUUUUCUUUUUAA
Cooperia oncophora is the source of this 408-nucleotide messenger RNA. NCBI's taxonomy places the organism in Eukaryota, Metazoa, Nematoda, Chromadorea, Rhabditida, Trichostrongylidae. The record is from the annotation of a GenBank genome assembly.